GAGGGCGCUCUAUAGCGACUCGCACCGCGCCGACUUUCAGCCAAUUUGAGAAGACUGCAAGGACUUCAAAGUUGAAGGGGCCACCGGGGCCAGCAAGAUAUCUUGGAAGGGCAUUGCCCAGAUCCUCUAGCCCGACACGCGGCUGAUGUUGGGAGUUGCGUUUUGAGUCAGAGACAAGAUCCUCAAACAAAUCUGUCGCUCUGAGAUUGGGGAUUCGGGAAACAUUGGAACAGGCUUACUGUGAGCAAAAUGGCAGACAAGAAAAUCUGCCGUUUGGUUUGCACAGAUACAGGGACGAGUCUGAAACCUGUAGUAUUGACCAAUCAGGAGGCAGUCGUUCUAGGGCGAUGUCCCGUCACGGGAAUAUUGGACAAGAAGUUGUCACGGCAACAAGUGGAGGUAAAGGCGGAUUUCGAGUGCAGAGUUUUGCAUCUUAAACAGCUCAGUUCAAGUCCAUCAUUAAUUGAUGGAUCGUCUUUAAUACUGAAGGACCAAGAAACCACCAUUCCAAAUGGCGGCCGGUUCCAACUUCUCAACAACAAGUAUGAAUACCGAGUCAUCUUCCCGACCCCUCCAGCCCUGGAAAGCAAGCCCAAGCCCAGCCCCACGGGAAACAGCAGUGGAUCAACCGCCAAGCGAGCCAAAGGCGACAUUACAGACUUCUUCCAAAAGAAGCCAACAAAAAGGCGGAUCUCCGAAGAGGAGCCGUCUCAUCAAGAGGCCAAGAAGAAAGCAAAGCUUGAUGGUCCCACGAAAGUGACCUCAAAGAAAAAUUACAGAGGGACGGUCAGUGACAGUGAGAGUGAGGAUUCGCUGGACUCCAAAGACUUGAACAUCAUCCAGGAGACAUCUUCUAAGAAAAGGACCCAGCAACAGAAAGACUAUAAGGGAGCUGUGAGUGACAGUGACGACAGUGACGUCGGCAACAAGCAGCCUUCGACAAACGCACCAGGAAAGAAAAACUCUCACGCAGGAGUUAGAGACAGAGAUGGAGGAGAUACUUGCAAAGCUGAGAACUCAGUCGCAGCGAGAACACCUUUGAAUAAUAAAGAUUUUAAAAAGGCAACUUCUAAGGAUUACAAGGGAGCAGUCAGUGAUAGUGAUGAUAAUGACAGUGAUGGAUUGUCAGGAGAUAGAGUUCUGUCCGUCAGCAAAGUCAGCAAAGCGGAAACUCCAAAGGUCACAUCACUGAAGAAGUACCAUGGAGAAAUCAGCGACAGCAGUGAUGAGGAUGACAAUAAACAGGACCCUGAGUCGUCAGCCGUCAAGGCCAAACUGACAGCUCUACAGCAGAAUGCCAAACGUUAUCUGGCAAAGCAGUCUGCUGAUCGCCCGGAGACAACGCACCCCGACAGCUUGCCGCUGGCCACAAGCGGCACAGACGGAGCCGCUAACGCAGGGAAGCAAUUAGGGAAGCCUGCAGCCGAUUCCAAGUGGGAGGAGCAGGGGAAAUUGGUGGUGUACACAAGCCAGGGAGUGCAGGCCAGCAACAAGAUUGCAGGAUUUGACCUUGAUGGAACAAUCAUUACCACAAAGUCGGGAAAAGUGUUUGCUACAAGUGCUGACGAUUGGAGAAUUGUGUAUUCUGAGGUGCCGAGGACAUUAAAGAAACUGCAUUCUGAUGGAUACAAGGUUGUGCUGUUUACAAAUCAGCUCGGCAUCGGUAAGGGCAAGCUGAAAUUGGCUGACUUUAAACGGAAGGUUCUUGGAGUCCAAAGCAAGAUAGGAAUUCCCAUGCAGGCUUUGAUAGCAACAGGAGAAGGAGUUUAUCGAAAACCACAGACUGGCAUGUGGACCCAUCUAUGUAACCAUGGCAACGAUGGGAUUCAAGUCCACACAACAUCUUCUAAAUACAUCGGAGAUGCCGCAGGUCGGCCAGCUGACUGGGGCCCAGGAAAGAAAAAAGAUUUCUCUUGCAGCGACAGAUUGUUUGCUCUGAAUGUUGGCGUGUCUUUCCACACUCCGGAGGAGUUCUUCCUGGGCCAGAAGAAGAAUCGUUUUAGUCUUCCAGAAUUUGACCCUAGGAAGUUAUCAUCUGCUGGUCCUUUGCUGUCUCCACCUCAGGCACAGAUUCCUGCACAAGGGCAUCCUCAGGAGGUCAUCAUUCUGGUAGGAUUUCCUGCAUCUGGCAAGAGCAGCUUUGUCAAGAAACAUUUGCUGCCACACAAGUACGUGCACAUCAACAGGGAUGCCAUGGGAACCUGGCAGAAGUGUGUGGCUGCUACUGAGUCUGCCCUGGUCAAAGGUCAGAGUGUGGUCGUGGAUAACACUAACCCUGAUCCUGAGUCAAGACAGAGGUACACCGCUUGUGCUAAGAAGGCCAAUGUUCACUGCAGAUGCUUUGUCCUCAAUGUCAGCCUUGACCAUGCCCGUCACAAUGAAAAGUUUCGACGGAUGACUGACUCCGCCAAGAACCACGCCCAGAUCAGUGAGAUGGUCUUCCACUCCUACAAGAAAAAGUACACGCAGCCAACGCCUGCUGAAGGCUUUGAUGCCGUCGUCAGGGUGAACUUCCUGCCGUCGUUCUCUAACACUAAGGAGGAGUCACUCUACAGGAUGUUCUUGCUGGAGAAAUGAGGACUUGGUAUUGAACUCGGAACUGUACGAUUGAAAAUGAACCUGGUUACAUGAUUGGCCACGGGUGAUCUAGGAACAAGUUGGAGCAAGAACUUUGGUUAACGAUGGAUUGACUUUCUUUGCUGGAGUCCACACUAGUCAACUACAGCGUGUGUCAAUAAAAACCCAGGAUUCAAAGCGAUUUUUUUCUGAGAAAAUUAUGCUACUGGUGUGCCUAAUUUGAUAAGGAUUUGAUCGUCCAUAAUU
Molecule: messenger RNA, 2823 nt
Organism: Patiria miniata (bat star)
Lineage: Eukaryota; Metazoa; Echinodermata; Asteroidea; Valvatida; Asterinidae
Gene: pnkp
Product: bifunctional polynucleotide phosphatase/kinase-like
Exons: 18
Coding region: 250-2577 (775 amino acids)
Biological process (GO): DNA repair
Cellular component (GO): nucleus
Molecular function (GO): polynucleotide 3'-phosphatase activity; double-stranded DNA binding; protein binding
Source: RefSeq, a predicted model, not a curated record